Fragaria vesca subsp. vesca is the source of this 2522-nucleotide messenger RNA. RefSeq names its product subtilisin-like protease-like. Bases 1 to 2310 code for a protein of 769 amino acids. The record is from RefSeq and is a predicted model, not a curated record. Gene Ontology annotation, biological process: proteolysis. NCBI's taxonomy places the organism in Eukaryota, Viridiplantae, Streptophyta, Magnoliopsida, Rosales, Rosaceae. The transcript has a single exon. Gene Ontology annotation, molecular function: serine-type endopeptidase activity.
AUGGCUUCCUUCCUCUCCAUUUCUAUGGUCUUCUUCUUCUUAAUAGCUCAGAUCAAAUCGGAGGCCACCGAUCAGUCAGUUAAGACCUUCAUUUUCAGAGUCGACAGAUUCUCCAAGCCCUCCAUUUUCCCGUCCCAUUACCACUGGUACACGUCAGAGUUCGCCGACCCGCCUCAAAUUCUCCACCUAUACGACACCGUUUUCCACGGCUUCUCCGCCGCUCUCACCUCCGACCAAGCCGCCUCCCUCAGCCACCACCCCGCCGUCCUCCACGUCUUCGAAGACCGCCGCCGCCACCUCCACACCACCCGCUCGCCGCAGUUCCUGGGGCUCAGAAACCAGCGCGGGCUCUGGUCCGAAUCCGACUACGGCUCUGACGUCAUCGUCGGGGUUUUCGACACCGGAGUCUGGCCGGAGCGUCGGAGCUUCUCGGAUUUGAAUCUCGGCCCGGUGCCGAAGCGGUGGAGAGGUGUGUGUGAGACCGGAGACCGAUUUGCGGCGAGUAAUUGUAACAAGAAGCUGAUCGGAGCUAGGUUUUUCAUCAAAGGCCAUGAAGCCGCGGCCAAUGCCGGUGGUCCGAUGACGGCGAUCAACGGCUCGGUGGAAUUCCGGUCUGCAAGAGACGCCGACGGCCAUGGGACACACACGGCGUCCACCGCCACCGGCCGGUACGCCUUCGAGGCCAGCAUGUCCGGUUACGCUUCCGGAAUCGCUAAAGGAGUUGCUCCGAAAGCUCGCUUGGCUGCCUACAAGGUCUGCUGGAAAGACUCCGGUUGCUUCGACUCCGAUAUCUUGGCCGCCUUCGACGCCGCCGUGAAGGACGGCGUCGACGUCAUUUCAAUCUCAAUUGGAGGCGGCGAUGGAGUUUCCUCUCCUUAUUAUCUCGAUCCGAUUGCGAUCGGAUCAUACGGCGCCGUUUCGCAUGGAGUGUUUGUUUCCUGCUCCGCCGGAAAUGACGGGCCGAAUGGAAUGUCGGUGACGAACCUUGCGCCGUGGCUGACGACGGUCGGAGCAGGUACAAUUGAUCGGAACUUCCCGGCGGUGGUGGUUCUAGGCGACGGCCGGAGACUCUCCGGCGUUUCUUUAUACGCUGGAGCUCCGCUGAAGGGGAAGAUGUACCCGGUGGUCUAUCCCGGACAAUCCGGUAUGCUCUCUGCUUCGCUGUGCAUGGAGAAUUCCCUGGACCCGCGUCAGGUGAGGGGCAAGAUUGUAAUUUGCGACAGGGGAAACAAUCCGAGAGUGGCGAAAGGUAUGGUGGUGAAGAAAGCAGGAGGCGUUGGAAUGAUCUUGGCUAACGGAAUCACGAACGGCGAAGGACUCGUCGGCGAUGCUCAUCUCCUCCCCACCGCAGCUGUCGGCGCAGACGAAGGUGACGCCGUCAAGGCUUAUGUCUCCUCCACAAGAUAUCCUUCAGCAACUAUCGACUUCCAAGGGACUGUGAUCGGAAUCAAGCCAGCUCCGGUGGUGGCUUCGUUUUCGGGUCGUGGCCCUAACGGGUUGAACCCGGAGAUUCUCAAGCCGGAUCUGAUCGCUCCGGGAGUCAACAUCCUAGCUGCUUGGACUGACGCGGUGGGACCUACCGGGUUGCAGACGGAUAACCGGAAAACAGAGUUUAAUAUCCUCUCGGGAACAUCAAUGGCUUGCCCUCACGUGAGUGGCGCCGCCGCUUUGCUCAAGUCUGCUCACCCGGAUUGGAGUCCGGCGGCGAUAAGAUCGGCGAUGAUGACGACAGCGGGGAUUACUAACAAUCUGAACAAGACCAUGACUGAUGAAGCCACUGGAAAGCCCUCCACUCCUUAUGAUUUAGGGGCGGGUCAUUUGAAUUUGGAUCGGGCCAUGGACCCGGGUCUGGUAUAUGAUAUCACCGGAGAGGAUUAUGUAAGGUUUCUCUGCUCGGUCGGGUACGGGCCUAGAGUAAUUCAGGUGAUCACUCGGUCACCGCCCAAAUGUCCCGGGAAAACGACUUCGCCGGGAAAUCUCAACUACCCGUCAAUUGCGGUGUUGUUUCCGACUUCCGCGGCGGGGCUGUCUAGCAAGACGUUUGUUCGGACGGUGACGAAUGUGGGCCAGCCCAAUGCGGUGUACAGGCCAAUGAUCGAGGCGCCGAGAGGAGUGAAGGUGACGGUGAAGCCGUCGAAGCUGGUGUUCACGGAGGCGGUGAAGAAGCGGAGCUACUUGGUGACGGUGGCGGUGGAUAGGAGCAACUUGGUGCUGGGUGAGUCGGGUGGGGUGUUUGGGUCGUUGUAUUGGAGCGAUGGGAAGCAUGUGGUUCGGAGCCCCAUUGUGGUGACCCAAAUGGAUCCCUUGUAAGACUAGGAAGGAUCAAAACACGUCGUUUUGUUGGGGGGUAUUAAGGCUAGGUGUACAAGUUGGAACCUGUAGUAGAGGGUUUUGUGGGUUUUGUGUGAGGGUUUGGUCUGGUAGUGUGGAAAAGGAAAAUUUCCCACUUUCUUUUAAUUUGUUUGUUUUUUUUGUUUUUUUUUUAUUUCCUUACAUAUUAAUACCCUCUCCAAUUAUAUGAA